CUCCGCCGACUACAGAUGGGGCCAUGCACUGAGCCCCGCCCCCUUGUCAAAAGCGGCCACACCCCGCCUCCCCAGUCGCCCAUCAUCGCAGCUCCUCCCACCACCAGCCUAGACGUCACGGGAGCCCGGAGAUCCCGCAGAGCGGCACCGCACACAAGGGCAGACAGAGGACUUCCCGCACCCAGAAAUACGCUGAAGAAUCUUACGAUCGAUUCAAAACCGAGGCUGACCCAACAUCCAUGCAGAAUGCCUGUCACAGCCCAAGCCUUUGUCACCCUCGGCACCAAUGAUCUCUAUUGUCAAGGAGCCUUAGUUCUCGGGAAAUCGCUAAGAAAUCAUAAAACAUCCCAUCAGCUGGUGGUCAUAGUGACGUCGGAGGUUACAGGUCGAAUGAGGGGAAUCCUGCGGGAAGUUUUUGAUGAAGUAGUUGAGGUGGACGUCUUGGACAGCGCAGACUCGGUACGCCUGUCUUUGCUGAAGAGACCAGAACUUGGGGUGACCUUCACCAAGAUCCGGUGCUGGACCCUCACACAGUAUACAAAGUGCGUGUUCAUGGAUGCCGACACCAUCGCUCUCUGUAACAUAGACGAGCUCUUUGACCGGGAGGAGUUCUCAGCUGCUCCUGACUCUGGUUGGCCGGAUUGCUUUAACAGCGGAGUGUUUGUGUUCAGACCGUCCCUGGAGACCUUCGGAAGGCUUCUUAAGUAUGCAGAAGAUCACGGCAGUUUUGAUGGCGGUGACCAAGGGCUAUUAAAUAGUUUCUUUGGCAACUGGGCAACGGCUGACAUCAGCAAACAUCUACCCUUCAUCUAUAAUCUAAGUAUCAGUUCUAUAUACACAUACUCGCCAGCCUUUAAACAAUUUGGCUCCGAGGCGAAGGUUGUUCACUUCAUCGGCACCCCUAAGCCAUGGAACUGUAAAUAUAAUCCACAAACCAAAGGGAUUGUAGAAGAGGAACCUCUGAGUGGGAACCAGACUCUGCCACUCCUGGUGCUGUGGUGGCAGACGUACAUAUCGGAUGUUCUACCGCUAUUAACAGAACAGCAAGUGCCAAACGGCUCUGAAAAUAAGGUUGGAAGGAUAGAGUUUCAGAUAAAGAACGACCCUUCUAUAGACUCCGUAGAAGAAGUUCCUGCAGGCAAUCCUGACAGCACGCUGCCGGAUACUAGCUCUGUGCAGCCUCCAGCAGAUGACAAUGUACAAGAUCAAGACCUCCUGCUCUCAUCCCCGGUCAACCAUGAGCCUGUAAAGGAAGAUAACACCUAUAUGGAUCACCUUGUGCAGUCUGCAUCGGAGUUGUCCCUCCGCGAGGCAGAAGAGAAACUGCAAAGAGCGGAGGAGCGCAGAGAAUGGGAGGAAGGUCACAUGGAUUACAUGGGAAGACACUCUUUUGAGAGCAUCCAGAAAAAGCUGGACCAGUUUUUACAGUGAAGAGAUCUUUCAAAUUUUUACCGCGGUGCUGUGAAACUUACAUUUUUCAUUAUUUAUUAUGCAGUGACAGCGUUUCAUUUUAAUCUUUAUCGAGCCCUUUUUUUUUGCUGAUUAAACUGGCGUUGAACUAA
Molecule: messenger RNA, 1562 nt
Organism: Rana temporaria (common frog)
Lineage: Eukaryota; Metazoa; Chordata; Amphibia; Anura; Ranidae
Product: glycogenin-1-like
Exons: 10
Coding region: 16-1431 (471 amino acids)
Cellular component (GO): cytoplasm
Molecular function (GO): glycosyltransferase activity
Source: RefSeq, a predicted model, not a curated record